Messenger RNA from Mycetomoellerius zeteki, 1745 nucleotides. RefSeq names its product dyslexia susceptibility 1 candidate gene 1 protein. The record is from RefSeq and is a predicted model, not a curated record. The transcript has 7 exons. Gene Ontology annotation, molecular function: protein binding. Lineage: Eukaryota; Metazoa; Arthropoda; Insecta; Hymenoptera; Formicidae. Bases 1 to 1740 code for a protein of 579 amino acids. Gene Ontology annotation, biological process: cilium movement; inner dynein arm assembly; outer dynein arm assembly.
AUGGCGAUAAUUAUAAAAGAUUAUCAAUGGCGACAGACGGAUAAAAGAAUAAUAAUUUACGUGCCUCUAAAAGGUCGCCCUAAAAACGUGGGUCUGUUUGUUAUGGAUAAUUACAUAAAGAUUAGCUUUUCGCCCUUUAUUUUGGAAUUAUUUCUGUGGGAAAAUGUACUUGAAGAGGAGAGUGAAUGUACUUUGACGGACACCGAAGCUAUUUUCUCGUUACAAAAAGCAAGCGUGGCUGUCAAUUGGCCGAUUCUCAAGGCGGAAAACAUUAGUAAAAGUGAAAAAUGUCAUGCUAGAAAUCAAAUUUUAGAGAAAGCACAAAAGAUUUUGGAAAAUCGUGCAAAAUGUAAGAAAGAAAAACUUCAAAAUCUGCAAAAAGAGGCGGUUAAAAUACAAAUCAAUUUGGAUACUGAUACAUUGAAUAAAAUAGAAGCCUUGAGAGACAGCCAUCGGAAAGUUGCGAUGCAGGAUUUUGAAGAUUGGCGAUUAAAUGCGGAAAUGCCGUUCCUUCAGGAUAUUUCCGGCAAAGUGCAAGAGAAUAGAAAGGCGUAUAGGCCUCCACUUCAAUGGUUCAAAGAUGAUCUUGGUAUCAUACAAUCUCGAGAAACUGAUAAGAAAGAAGUAGAAGAAAAACAACAAGAUAAAUCAAUAGUUAUAGAAGAAUUAAAGGAAGAACUAAUUGUUGAAAAUAAAUCGGAGGAAGGUGAUAAGAAAGAAGUAGAAGAAAAACAACAAAAUAAAUCAAUAGUUAUAGAAGAAUUAGAGGAAGAACUAAUUGUUGAAAAUAAGUCGGAGGAAGAUUUAACCGUUGAAGAAAACAUAAACAAAGACUUAAUUGUUAACGAAUCAAUAGAUCAAAUGAAUUCAAAAGAAGAUACAACCCUCAAUGAAAAUACCGGAAAAAAAGCAGAUGUAGAAAUAACGGAGACAACAAAUGUGAGCAAAGAUUUUAAUUUUGCAGAAUGUUCUAGUUAUUCCGAGGAUUCCGAAUCAGAUGAAGAGAUCACAUCCUCUAAAUCUUUGACAAAUUCUUUAGUUAAGAAAAUAAAUCAGAAACCCUCGCAAAAGUUUUGUACGAAGACGAAGAAACAAGGAUCAGGUCGGGAUUUAAUUGACAGGAUACUGGAGUGUCGAUAUCCCAAAAUAAAUCAAAUAUUCGAUGAACCUACGAAGGCAGUUCCACUCCCCAGAAGGAGUGGAACAAUCAAAGUAACUUUUUCCGAACGAGCCUUUCCUACUCCUGCAAGAGAGAGUUCCUUCAUUGAAGAACAGGAAUGGCUCUCCAAGCAAGCAGAAGCCAGAAGAAAAACAGGGUUCGUUGCCGAGGACCUUCGUCCUGAAGAACAGGAUCCACAAUGGCUAAAAGACAAGGGCGAUGAUUUCUUCAAAGCGGGGAAUUAUUUAGCUGCCAUCAGUGCAUAUACACAUGGAAUUAAAAUCAGCGACAAGAUGGCGGCACUUUAUGUGAACAGAUCUGCUGCACAUUACGCUCUUGGAAAUUAUUACAGAUGUAUUGAUGAUUGUUCUAAGGUAUUGGAGUUAAUGGAACCAAAAUGUGAAAGCAAUAGAGUAUCGCGAGCAAGGUGUCACGCUCGUCGAGGUGCUGCGCUUUGCAAAUUAUCUGCACCACAGCAUGGAAUCUCUGAAUUAGAAGCUGCCUUGAAGCUAGAUCCGAAUAACAAGAGCAUUCAACAUGAUCUAUAUGCUGUUAAACAAUAUUUUAAUAUAAAGGAAUGAAAAAA